AUGUUUGCCAGCACUCCCUCCUCCCGCGGCCAACAAAUCUCGAUAUCGCCAGUCAGCUCAGCCACCUGCGCAACAUUUGCUGCUGGGAUUGUGGUAAGCUCACAAGUCAGGAUCGACACCACUCGACUGGGAGUUGCGGCAACAACCUUGGCUAGAACUGUCAUUCAGAUGAUUGGGUUUGAAGAUGCUCUUGCAGCCCUGCCACCUGCCAUCCAGGUUGUCAUCCAGGCCUUUCAACAAAAUUUGCAGGCUCAACAUGAAGAAACCCGCCGCCUCAUCAACACCCGGCUGGAUGAUCUUGAUGGCCAAGUGGCCGAUAUCAACCGCCGAGUGGUCAAUUCUGAACUCCUGCUUGCUACCCUGAGUGCAGAAGUUGCAUCUCUGAAGGAUGCUGCAAACAGCCACCUUCAAGAGACCAUUGAGAUCAACACUCGGACCCAACGACGAUUGCGGGGACCUGGUGGUCGUCGCCGAGGCCGCAGAGCUUGA
Messenger RNA from Puccinia triticina, 489 nucleotides. RefSeq lists its product as uncharacterized. The record is from RefSeq and is a predicted model, not a curated record. The transcript is spliced from 3 exons. Bases 1 to 489 code for a protein of 162 amino acids. Lineage: Eukaryota; Fungi; Basidiomycota; Pucciniomycetes; Pucciniales; Pucciniaceae.